This is a messenger RNA of Hansenula ciferrii, 4410 nucleotides long. RefSeq lists its product as uncharacterized. The record is from RefSeq and is a predicted model, not a curated record. The transcript has a single exon. Lineage: Eukaryota; Fungi; Ascomycota; Saccharomycetes; Phaffomycetales; Wickerhamomycetaceae. Bases 1 to 4410 code for a protein of 1469 amino acids.
AUGCCAGUCAUGGAUGGAUUUGAGGUGGAAAGUAGCAUAAGUUAUGUUUAUCUUACAAAGAUUGAAGACAUCAAAUCAAUAUUGAACCUACCAAAUCUAAUUGGAGAAGAAGAAAUUAACUUAAGAAAGAACAUAGUAUUGUUUACAGAUUUUAUUCAAAACCUCACUAUCAAAACCAUAUUAGAAAAAAAUACCUUGGAUAUAUUCUCAUUAGCUGAUACUGAAACGAUCAAUGAAAUUAUGAACACACUCAAACUCCAUUUCAAUUAUCUACUAGAAAUUCAAAAUGAGCAAGAGAUAAACAAAAUUUCUAUACAUCCAAAUUCAAUAAUUUUAGUUCAACUAAUAAUCAUGACUACAAUAUAUAAAGUUUUAGAGUUAUUAACACGUUCAGCUACCAAAUAUGGGGUUGAACUGAAAACAAUAAACCUUUUAAAAGCAAAAAUAACAACUUACUAUAAAGAGAAUUUGAAAGAAAAGUUUCUGAAAAAUUUAGAGCAAUUUCAUCAUUUAAAUUUAGUUCAUAUAAAAAUGUUAUUUAGGGUACCAAAUAAUAAAACAGAUGGUGUUACUGAAGCUGGUGGUAAAAAUGCUCAGAAUAAGGUCAUGAUGAUUCCUUUGAAAAGAUGUAAUAAUUUAAAUGCUAUUUGUAAAGAAAAAUUAAACACUGAUAAAUUCAUUAUUGAUUUAAACCAUACUAUAAAACAUUUCAAUCAUAAUAUUAAUAUUGAUAAUUCUACAACAUCAACCAAUAAUGAACAGACAUCAGUGAAAGAUCAACUAGUCAUAUCAACAUCUAUCUUCUUAAAUGGAAGGAAUGGACGUACAUUAGCUUCAUUAAUUAAAUCUAAGAAUAUAACACUUCCUGAAAAUAUGAAGAUUAAAUUACUAGAAGCUAUUAAAAGAUCUGGUGAAAACUUGGAAGAGAAUUCAAUAUCCUCAAUAGAAAAUGAACGUGCUGAUAGGGAUAAUUUACAACAAGAUUUGUCUAUGGAUAUUGAUGUUGGAGGUAGUGCUGAAGUCGAAGAAUUUAAUAGAGUGCCUAAUUAUCAAAUAGAAGCAUCUGAUUUAGAGUCUGAUGCACCAGGGAUAACAUUUGGAGAGGAAAGAGAUGCUGAGUAUGAUAAUGAUAGUGAGCUAUCUAUUGAUGAUGAAUUAUCACAGGGCGUUACCCAGUAUCUAAACCAGAUAGAUGAUGCAAAUGCUGAGAAUCAACUAGAUGAUGAAGAAAAUAGAGAAGAAGAUGAUGAUAGUGGUGAUGAUGAAGAUGAAGAUGAAGAUGAAGAUGAAGAUGAAGAUGAAGAUGAAGAUGAAGAUGAAGAUGAAGAUUCACAAGGUACAUCAGACUCCCGGUUUUUAAAUAAUCUAGAUAUUUUGCAAACCUUAUCAAAUGAUGUAGAAUCAUCCUCUAUUUCCUCUCUCCUUUGGUUUAAAAAAAGAUAUCUUGACUACCUUAAAGCAAAUCCAGUUGAAAGUUUAAACGUAGACUUUAUAAAAGACUAUACAAAAGGUUUAAUUACAAAGUCCUAUGCAAACGGUUUAUUGAAAAGAGUUAGAAUGAUGGGAAUAAUGCUAAUGGGACCAAACGAGAGUGGUAAUCCCAUUACAAAGCUUCGUGAAAAUGGAGACCGUACCGUUAAAUCGUUUGAGGCUUCAUUUGCUAGAGGUAUUGAUGAAAUGGAAGAUUUAGAAUUGGACGACGAUGAAGAUGUUGCUAAUGCUGCAGAUAUUGGUAAUACUCAGUCUCAAGGAAAAUCAGCUAAAAAGUCACGUCGUGCUGAAUUGGAUAGAAUCAAAAGAAUUUUAAAAGAAAUUGAUAUUUCGUUUCGUCAUGUUGAUCGCUUCGAAGAAACACUCAUUAAUUUUCUUCUUGCAAGCCGUUUAGCUAGCAAAAUUGGUGUCUGUGCCAAAAGGUGCAGCACAUCGUAUUCCUAUCAUGUUCACCAAACAAUGUCAGUUCAUGAACAGCUCAAGCGAACAUGGAGUUGUCCUGUUUGUAAAACUGUUAAUUCUAUGGCUAGCUGUGAAUACUUCAUUUAUUUUAGUCCUCAACUUUUUAUACUUUCUGUAUUAAAUAACAAAACCACAUAUGAAAAAAUAUUGAAAGUUCAAAAAGAAGAUGUUGAUUCUUCAACAAUAGUCAAUUUUUAUAAUGGAGAAUAUGUUAAGAAGCUUAAAAAUGAAACUUUGAGAUCUGUUUUAUCUGAUGGUACUGUUCUAGAAUCUAACGAUACCCACUAUUUUGAACAUUUCACUCUAUCUUUUCACCUAAGUCUUGACGGAAUUUCUAUAGAUAAGAAAACUUCUGUUUGGCCUAUUCUAUUAAACCUGAUAGACUUGGGGGCUGAUAGCUCUGAUUUAUCCAAUAUGUGGAGGCUGAUGAUUUUGCCAUUAGCUAAACUUCCUUCAGAUUAUGUUGUGGAUUCAUAUAUGGAUUGCUUUUAUGAUGAUAUGGCCCAGUUGGAAACUCAAGGUAUGACAGCAUUAGAUCCAUUUGGUGUAGAAUUGAAAGUUUUUGGUAUAUUAGCAAAUAUAACAGGUGAUUUCCCAGCAGUGAGCAAAAUAUUACUUUCAACUGGUCAUAAUUCUCUCUGUCCCUGCAGGUAUUGCUUCCUAUACAAGAUGAUGUAUAUGACAAGCAAAAAAGGUCUGGAUGGAAAAAUGAUCUAUUCAGAUCCGUUUAGCAUCAAUAAGAUUCAAAUCAGAAACAAUUUUGAUCAGUUUCAUAAUGUAUAUAAUGCAACACGUUUUGAUUCAUUACGUGGUACAUCAGGAGUGGGUCAAGGGAUUCUUACCUUGAAUAGAGCUAAUUUUAAUUUAUUGAGAAAAGAUUUCACAACAAGGGAGCAAAUAAGAAACCUGGACCUUGAUAAAAACCCACAUCUAAGAACAAUAACUGGUUAUAAUAGAAUUGGUCGUCUUCUGACAUUCAGCAAAGCCUUUUCUCUUGGAUUUGGGCCUAUAAUGGACCCCUUACAUUCCAUUCUUGAGUUUUUUGUGAGAAAUUUCUUGAAUUUAUUGUUUAGAGAAAAUUAUGAGCAUAAACAUCUUUCAUUAACACAAUUUGAGAAAUCCAAAAUCAAGCAAUGUUUGUCAGUUUCUAAUGAGUUUCUUCCUUUCCAGUUUUCUAAGAAUUUUCAAGAUCUUGGUGAAUAUUUAUGUGCAGAUACUCUCCUGUAUGUUAUGCUUUUGCUUCCUGAUUUGAUUGAAUAUACCAGCUUGGAUGAUAAAUUGAAAGAUUUGAUUAAGACCUUGAGAAAGAUUGGUUGUUUUUUGUUUCAAAAUAAGGUUACAAGAGAAGAAAUAGAUUUGAUGGAUGAAAUUAUCAAAACAUUUGUUUUGAAAUUUGAAAAAUUGAUAAAGACACAUACCCCGGAAUUGAAAAAUUUUAGAUCGGUUUUCUUGCACGAGUUGAUUCAUGUGAAGGAAAUUUUAUUGAGUGUUGGUUCAUUGAAGUUUGCUAAUACCUUUAAGAAUGAACGUAUGGUUGGAAUAAUUAAAAAACAGCACCAUGGUACCAGAUCUAAUGGAAUUUCAUUAUCCAGAAAAGCUAUAGUAAGUUACAAUUUUUUUAAUGUUCUUGAUCGGUAUCUAGAGAAUAUGGAUUCACCAAUCAAGAACAAAACCUUUUUCAAUAUUAACUGUAUCAAAUCAUUAUCAAUUUCAAAACCUGGUGAUAUUUUAACAGAUUAUGAAAGACAGGCUGAAGUUGAGAAGCAAUUCCAUUUGUUAGAAGAGAAAAAAAACAACAAACAAAUCAAUUUUGAUACAAUUCCAGCAUCAGUGAAGCUUGCUGUUUUAAGAUUAAUUAAAAACGGACAAUUUCAGUUAUAUGAUGAUCAAGGUAAUGAAAUCCACAAAAUUAGGAUCUUUUCUAGAAGAACAUCAGAAAUAAGCUGUGUUUCAAAAACGCUCACAAUUCAAGCUCCAAAACUCAGCCAACAAAAUUUACAAGAGGUGGUUUCUGGACAACUCGGUUUAAAAGAUUCAAAACUAAGAAGAAAACAAUCAAGUGUAUUGAUCCACAAUUAUAUUACAACUGAUGGUAUCAAUCCAAUAGGAGAACUUUUCGAUAUUGAAAUGGAAUCUUAUUGUUGUUUAGGUCGUUGUCUAAGUAUCUAUAAAUGCCAAAUAAUAGAAAAUAAUGGGGAAAAGAAAGUAAAAGAUGAGUUUGAAUUGGGAUUGUUUAUGGUCUAUGAAACUGUGAAUGAUGAUGACUUGGAUCACCAUAAUUGGGUAGUUAAUCCUCUUACCUCUUAUAAGGUUGUUAAUGUGCUAUUAAAAGAUGUGAAAACCAUAGUGCACGAAUUGGAAGUGUUUGAUUUUGAUAAAAGUGUUUUGAGAAGAAGCAAAAGAGUUUUGGUUAGUAAACAAGCUUAUAUUAAUAGAAAAGAAGUUUUUGAUCCUUAA